Messenger RNA from Schistosoma intercalatum, 2685 nucleotides. The record is from the annotation of a GenBank genome assembly. NCBI's taxonomy places the organism in Eukaryota, Metazoa, Platyhelminthes, Trematoda, Strigeidida, Schistosomatidae.
GUGAGCGUAAGUGUUUUUUAUGAGGCAUACUAACACGAAAGAGGAAAGAGUUCAAGCUAGAAAAUAUUUCCUUUGCCCCGUGAUUAGGUCAUUACAUAUCAAACCUGUAAUAAGCAUCAUAUUGUAGUGGAUCUCCCGCCUAAAAGCUGUCGUAUGUCGUUGUGUGUUACAGCUGGUCGAUUGUUGAAACUAGUGAUGAAUUGAUUGUCCGCUUUACUUGAUUGUAAUUGUGAAGACCUAAUACAAAAAACGUUUUCUAACCGAAAAUUCCUUUUAUAGGGUCGUAUGCCUCAAAGAGAAACUGUUGCAGUGACCUCCUCAAUCUCCCAAAUGUUGGGGAAAUUCCCAAAGUCGAAUGCCCUUCAUCAAGGUUCAAGGGAAAUAUUGAUGUUUUGGUGCUAUUUCCUCAAAAUUUUGUAUAGUAGCUUCCCUAAAAUGGGUCAAAUUUUUCCCAAAAUCGGGAGAUUGGAUUGGCUUUAUUUGGACUGACAAAUGGUCAUUUCAAAAUCCUAAAACCUUAGCAAAACAGGUAGAAACAAACCAAAAGAAACCAAACGACCCAUAUAAGCUUAGAACAACUCGUAGGGUGUCAGAUCAUGUUCGUGCUAUUUGCCUUCCGCACUACUGUUAAGUUCUCAAGAGUUACUGUUUGGAUAUCUGUUUCCAUUGAUCAAGUACUCGGUAACCAUCAGCAAAUUAUGAAACAGUUGUUUCCUCAUCCAUUUAUAUGUUAAGGACUGGAGACUACGUAGGCAUCCAUUUUUUGUUUAGUGAUAACAGAAGACUAAACGGCUUAUGUUAGUUUUGCCCAGAUGGUCGGUCAUCAUUCUCAUCUGACAAUUAUACGCUCCUCCAAAGUCCUUCAGUUUAAAUCAGCACAGCAAAAAAACCAGCUAGAUCAAAAGCAAAAGAAACGGAAGUUAGGUUUUAUUAUUAGCCUUGUUAAGUCAUAGUAUGUGCAUACAGCGUUGAAACCACUUAGAAGGUGUAUCACAUUAUAAUCUUGUCAUAUAAUCAGAUCUCUUUGAAUACAACAAUAUCUGCAUGUCCUUAAUAUUACACGAGUCUUUUAUCUCGUGAUGCCUUUUUAAUGAAGAAAUCAAACGAUGCUACUGUUAUUGUGUGCUUGGAUAUAUCACUUAUAACUCAGUAUUACUCCAUAAACUAUUUUAGAUUUAAUGCACUGACUAUUAACAUGUCCCAGAUAUCAGUUCGUGUACAAACCUAUCUGGUUUUGGGUGUUAUAAUAGCAUGCUUCUCAAUACUGUAUCCCAAAAUCUUCCAUCCGAUGCUUCUUCAUCUACUGGGUUUUACAAAAAAUAGGCACACAGAAGAGCAUACCAGGUUUGAAAACCUCCGGUUAAAUGGUCAUCACGCACAAAAACCUAUCAGAGCUUCAGAAGGGAUUGUUCAACAGGAUCAAGGGAAAAGAGGUGGAAUUAUGUCGAUCGUUUUGCCUGUUUAUGCUGUUGGUAUAGUGUUAUAUUUGUUUUACACACUUUCAAAGAUAUUUUCGUCAAAACGCCGGAAAAAUACUGAUAAAAAAGAGGAGUUUCUACGACAAUACUAUCGUGAUUUCCAUUAUGAUGUUGAUCGGGGUAAAUUUCGCAUGGGUCAUGACUCGUCCGAUGAUGACGAUGACACCGCUGAAACAGACACAUUUGGAAAUCCAAAUUUAAAUUUUCUUAGUUCUAGAAAAUCAUCUGAAGAUUCAAACCGCAAACCAUUUGAAUGGGGUUCCGUUUUCAAGGGUUCUUACCCAGAUAUUUAUCGCUCGGCUAAAAGUUUACCCAAAGAUUUGGGAAAAUUGCUUAUGAGGAUGGAACGCCAAGAUUUGGAUACGGAAGAGUUGUCGCGUCUUCGUGUUAGACUCGAGCAAACUGAACAUGAAAUGACACGCAUACUACAAGCAAUGCAAUCUGCAGAAGAUGCUCUACGUGGUUCAAUUGAAGAACAAGAGAUAGAUGAAAGAAUUUUCACUACCAUAUCUGACAGGGAACAGUCUGGAGUAAAUUUGAAUGAAUAUGAAGAUACGACAAGUGAAGUGUUAGACAAAGAAAUCACUGAGGAAAAUGAAUCAGAACGCGAUUUUAAUAUCUCACAGUCAAAGGAGAAUUUAGAAAUACCCUAUGAAGAGGUGACGACAUUUGACGACCAUAACAAAGGUGAUGUAACUGAAUCAUGCAUUCGCCGUCGUUUGGUUACAUCUAAUUGAUUUCGGUCUCGAGCCGUCAUCAUGAUUUGAACACUGAGACUAAUCACCAUGAAUUACAUAAUAAUCUCGUCACAACAAUUAGUAACAAUUCAAACACUUCUGUAUACGAUUCUGAUAAUUUUAUUCAUAACGACCUCUGUGUUUCUAGUUACUUUUGCAUUUAUCUUCGUUUUUGUCACUUCGUAUAUUGUUGUAGUGAGCAAAAUAAGUUUUUUUUCUUUUUUUAAUUUUCUAUAUUCCUCAAAAUAUUCCUUGGUAGAGUUGCAUUUUUGUCAUUUUUCUCUUGACUGACCAACAAUAUGUGAUAAGCAAUAUUUGAAUUAUAAUAUGGUCUUAUUUGUAUGAGAUAAUUGUGUUUAUCCGUUUGAUGAGUGUGAUGCAUAAUUAUUGUACGCUAGAAAAUACAUUCAACCUACAAAGUGCGCAACUUUUGAAUCUUCAGUAACUCUUUAAAAAAAGUUCUUAUACCG